Lymnaea stagnalis (great pond snail) is the source of this 12039-nucleotide messenger RNA. Lineage: Eukaryota; Metazoa; Mollusca; Gastropoda; Lymnaeidae. The record is from the annotation of a GenBank genome assembly.
CCGCUGUGUAGACCAUCGUUACUAGGAGCACUGGUGAGCAUUGAAAUGCAAUUCAUUCUGUGAAGAUCACAUCACGACCUCACUGUUAUCAUUCUUUUGUGUUGUUGUUGUUGUUUUUUAACUUCGUAACGUGCGAAUGGAACAGGAUUGAACCAACGAUGAAUCUUCUCACCGCUUGGAUUAGAAAAAGUGUGACGACAAUUAUAACUACCGUAUUUGUUAACUUUUCGCUGAAAAUUAAAAAAACGCAAAUGUUUCAAUAUGUCAUUAACAUUUCCGGUGUCCUAAAAACUAGCGGACGGGUGAACUGUGAGAAGUAUUUUGGGGACCACCAAGACAAUCAAUUAAGCCGUUUAUUUAUUUUUACUGAAUGUAUUAGUAUACCACUAGUCACAUAUACAGCCAAAGCAGUAUACCACUAGUCACAUAUAUAGCCAAAGCAGUAUACCACUAGUCACAUAUAUAGCCAAAGCAGUAUACCACUAGUCACAUAUAUAGCCAAAGCAGUAUACCACUAGUCACAUAUAAGCCAAAGCAGUAUACCACUAGUCACAUAUAUAGCCAAAGCAGUAUACCACUAGUCACAUAUAUAGCCAAAGCAGUAUACCACUAGUCACAUAUAUAGCCAAAGCAGUAUACCACUAGUCACAUAUACAGCCAAAGCAGUAUACCACUAGUCACAUAUAAAGCCGAAGCAGUAUACCACUAGUCACAUAUACAGCCAAAGCAGUAUACCACUAGUCACAUAUAAAGCCGAAGCAGUAUACCACUAGUCACAUAUACAGCCGAAGCAGUAUACCACUAGUCACAUAUACAGUCAAAGCAGUAUACCACUAGUCACAUAUACAGCCAAAGCAGUAUACCCCUAGUCACAUAUACAGCGAAAGCAGUAUACCACUAGUCACAUACAAAGCCAAAGCAGUAGACCACCAGCCACAUACACUGCCAAAGCAGUAUGCCCCCAGUCACAUACGCAGCCAAAGGAGUAUACCACUAGUCACAUAUAAAGCCAAAGCAGAAUACCACUAGUCACAUAUAUAGCCAAAGCAGUAUACCCCUAGUCACAUAUACAGCGAAAGCAGUAUACCACUAGUCACAUACAAAGCCAAAGCAGUAGACCACCAGCCACAUACACAGCCAAAGCAGUACGCCCCCAGUCACAUACGCAGCCAAAGGAGUAUACCACUAGUCACAUAUAAAGCCAAAGCAGUAGACCACCAGUCACAUACGCAGCCAAAGCAGUAGACCACCAGUCACAUACGCAGCCAAAGCAGUAUACCACUAGUCACAUAUAAAGCCAAAGCAGUAGACCACCAGUCACAUACGCAGCCAAAGCAGUAUACCACUAGUCACAUAUAAAGCCAAAGCAGUAGACCACCAGUCACAUACGCAGCCAAAGCAGUAGACCACCAGUCACAUACACAGCCAAAGCAGUAUACCACUAGUCACAUACACAGCCAAAGCAGUAGACCACCAGUCACAUACACAGCCAAAGCAAUAGACCACCAGUCACAUACGCAGCCAAAGCAGUAGACCACCAGUCACAUACACAGCCAAAGCAGUAGACCACCAGUCGAUUACUCCGUGCAUAUUGUAGGAAAGAGUGUACACAAAAAUCAACACACUGUAAAGCGCCAUUCACCGAUAAUGAACUCGACAUAUCUGGCAGGUAAAUUGGUGACGCUAUGUCGCGGCCUGGUCCUGUUGCUAGUGGCACUGCUCUUGUUCCUGGUCUGGCUGUGGCACUCGCCAGCGGUACUUGUAAGUCACGGUAUGCCUCCAAGUAAGUGAACAGAAUAGAGCAUGAACGUGUUUUCGGAAAUCUGUACGAAACCAAUUUGCACGAAAACAAUUUUUUGAAGAAAUAACUUUGUUUCGCAACCGAUUUGUAUGAAACCAAAUUGUACGGAACCAAUUAGUACGAGAGUUGUUCGAAUGGAAGUUUGUUCACUGGUAACUUUACAAAUAAUAACAUUUUAUUUAUAGCUCAUCAGAUCGACAUCUUACCGUUUUAAAAUAAAUAAAAAAAUAUUUGAACUAACCAUUUCGAUCAAACUUUUAUUCGAGCAAACAAAAUUUCUCUAUUCAAAUUUUUUUAUACCCGGUACUAAAUUGUGUAUGAAUGGCAAAAAAAAAUUUUUUUUUUUAAAUUAUACAUUUAUCUAUACUUCUAAAGCAUGAUGAUAUUAUACAAUGAACACCUUGCCCUGCUUUCAAAUUUGAUCUUCUUUGGUGACGACAAAGAAAUUGAAACUCAGGGCAAGUGUUUGACAGCCGGACUUACUUCAAACUGUUAUAAACAUAGCCGUUUAUGACGUACGGCAUAGAAACAAAUGUGGGAGUAGUCAGCGAAUUGCAUGCACGCUAAACACAUUCACAGUUUCAACGUUAUAUACACACACACACACACACACAUUUUGUACUCUUUCCUGUGCUUUACUUAACUUUUUCUCCUGAAUUAUUUCUCUUUUUUCCCCCCACCCUUCUUUAUACGUCGGUGGUUGUUGUAAAAGGAGACUCCGAGACGCCAGAAAGAAACGUCACGCCUGCACAGAGAUCGUCCCACGACUUGAUCAGAGAUCCGUUAGAUUUCGAGGAGCUGAGUGGUCAGCUGGAGCAGUUGCUCUUAAGGUCAAGUGACUUGACCAACGGUAACUUCACCAUCCCGUGUCGUCCCGACGGAGACAGAUUGGGUAAGACAUUCCGUUGAGUGUUCGUGUGUGUCCACUGAGGAUCAUGGUCAAAAGCUGCUGUUCAAGUUACAGAUCUCAAUUACGUCUUCUUGUUAAGAUUUUAUCAAUGGGGAGCAAUCAACGAAACUUAUCUACAUAUAGAUUUCUUAUAUAUAUUGUGUAAUUAUCAAAGUUCAGCCAGUCAAUCGUUCCUGCCAUUCAGUAAUAUUUAAAAAGUAACAAGGUCCUCAAACUCCCUUCAGCUUGCAGGUCCAACUGUUCCAGACCUUUGAACGCUUCGCCCAAACUCAGGUUAUGGGAUCUGGCGACAUCCGCCAAACUGACCCUCUCCGAUGAACAGGUGGACGCCAUCCUGGCCCUGACCGAGGCGCUGCCGACCAGUGACUACAUCCUCUUGUCUGCGAGUUCACACGACCACUACCACGAGAUGCAGUCGAUGUUUUACAACCUGCACACCGUCUUCACCCCUCAGUCGGAGAACGUCAGCCUCGUCCUCCUCGACAUCGGCCUGACAGAGGAGCAAAGAAAAAUGGUGAGCCUAGUAUUUUCAGACAUACGACUCUGCGCCAGUACGAAUAUUCAAAAUAGGGUUGAGGGAGGUUGGUCGCUGAACGAAAUAAUUACGUCACCAGCACGGAAAGACGCGUGUACUAGGCUAAAUAUUAAUACAGCGAUAUCAGGCGAUCUAUUUAUGAAAACAUAAAGCAUAAGCAUGGCGGUGACGCGAAACAUUGUGGUGAUAGUUUAUAGCCUUAAAAAAUUGUAUUCCUGUGAAUUUUAAAGAAAGUUAAAAUACUUUUUAAUUAAAAUGGUAAAAGCCAAAGUAUUCAUUAUUUAUUAAUUUUCACGAUGAUCUCAUUUAUUAUAACAAGAAUGUAAAUAUUGAUACUUUCCUCAAAUCAUUUUUCGAUGAAUACAGAAACUUUGCGUGAACGAAUUUAAAAUAUCUAAAUCUUUCGGUUUUUUGCCGAAAGUCUCGUUAAGCAAUUGGUUUCGGCUUCAGUUUCGGCCGAAAGUGUCUUUAAGCUUUUGGUUUCGGCUUCGUCUUCGGUCAUUUUAAAAUUUUCGGUCUGGUUUUGGUUUUGGGCCGAAAUCAGAAAUAUCUUUCGGUCGGUCUCUAAUAUAUCUACAGGGUGGGCCAAAAAAAGUGAAAACAUUUCGUAGUGUAAUAUUUUACGAGAUGAUCUCACUUGUUUUGGCCCACCCUGUAUAUAUAUCUAUAUAUAUAUAUUAAACAGUGGUAUUCGUUCCAGAACUCGGUUCGUAACCCGAAAAGUUCGUAACCCGUAACUUUCAAAUCAGUGAAAUAAAAACAAUCCGUGACAAGAUGAAAGAAUCGAUCUUUUGUCUUAACAUCCGGCCGCUAACGUGACAAAACGCCAAGAAUCGAUCUUUUGUCUUAACAUCCGGCCGCUAACGUGACAAAACGCCAAGAAUCUAUCUUUUGUCUUAACAUCCGGCCGCUAACGUGACAAAACGCCAAGAAUCUAUCUUUUGUCUUAACAUCCGGCCGCUAACGUGACAAAACGCCAAGAAUCGAUCUUUUGUCUUAACAUCCGGCCGCUAACGUGACAAAACGCCAAGAAUCGAUCUUUUGUCUUAACAUCCGGCCGCUAACGUGAUAAAACGCCAAGAAUCGAUCUUUUGUCUUAACAUCCGGCCGCUAACGUGACAAAACGCCAAGAAUGCACGUACUUCACGUACUAAAUAAAGAGAACGAAAACACACACACAAAAUAAAAUAAAUGUAAAAUUUCAACCAACAAAUUCUUUGCUUCUUACCAAGAAAACAACAACGCCGGCCUUUACGGUGUGCGACGUGUGCCCUCGCACAGGGCGCCUUGGUCAUAGGGGCGCAUGGGGCGCAUUUAAACACGCCCAUUAAUUUAGACUGAUUAAUUUUCUACGGUAUAUCGCACUUCACUAAAAUAAACUAAAGGAAUUUAAAUAUAUUCUGGGCGCCCCAUGCGCCCCUAUGACCAAGGCGCCCUGUGCGAGGGCACACGUCGCACACCGUAAAGGCCGGCGUUGUUGUUUUCUUUGCUGGACAAUCUUUAGGAUCUGUCGGCGAUCGUUGGUCCCCAACGUUAAAUCUUGUAACUCAAUGCUAACAGACAAUAGUAUCCAUUUCACAGACCCUGUAACUCAAUGCUAACAGACAAUAGUAUCCAUUUCACAGACCCUGUAACUCAAUGCUAACAGACAAUAGUAUCUCCCCACCGUUAUAUCUCCCUCUCUCUCUCUCUCUCUCUCUCUCUCUCUCUCUCUCUCUCUCUCUCUCUCACUCUCCCUCCCUCUCUUUCACUCUCUCUCUCUCGCCUUCGUUCGUAACCCGAGGCAUUGUUCAUUACCCGAGACAAAUCAUUUUCGAGGUUGUUGUUCGUAACCUGAAUUGUCCGUGACCUGAGACAUUCGUAGCCAGAGGUAACACUAUAUAUAAUUUUAAAAAAAUAUAUAUGCCAAAAGUAACUGUACUGAAAAUUUCCCACACCUUGAACGCUAUGGGGUUUGCAGCCACAAGGUGGCGGGAGUCUUGUGAUCAGAGUUUUCCUUCUCUAAGGUAAAUGCACAUUUUUAAGAUGCACUUUUUGACUGUUUGAAAGUCGCUUGGACAUCGAAUGUUAAGCACAUUUUUUAAAAAAAAUAUUUAUUUUUUCAGACUGAGAAACAUUGCCGUUGUCAAGUUCUAGAUUUCCCUUUCUACAAAUUUCCCCGACACUCGUCCAACAGGCAUUGCUAUACCUGGAAGCCACUUAUCAUAUUGGUAAUUGUCUUUUCAGUCACGUGUCGUUAGCUAGUUGGUUUUCCUCAAAUGGGCAACAAGUCAAUAUCUCUUAUUCGGUUAGACGCCGAUAAUACGAACGUCAAAAAUCCGGAUUGGCUCAUCCUGAAAAAAAGGCAAAUCUGCGAAGCGAGCAUCGCAGGGGGGAUCUACGGUGAACGCAAACGUGACUCUAUAUAUAGACCGAUCGCAGUCAAAUAAUAGUUUAUGGGCGCCACCAGGGCAGUAAAGCCUUUCACAAGUCACGGGGUAAACAAUAAUAUACAAGACAUGGUAUCUAAGGAGUGUCUUUUCUUGGUUUAAAAAAAAACAAUGAAAGAAAUUGUUCUUCCAUAUUUACAUAAUCAAUAGUGAUUGGAUUUGAAAUACAUCACUGUGUUUUUUUUACCUGUUUGACAAGCUACAUUUUUGGGGUUUUUUUUUGAGGGGGUGGGGGGGGGUAUUUUCCACACAAAAAAAUGUUAUUCUAAACUAUAUAUUAAAUAUAUUAAACUAUAUAUAAACGCGUUACAUUUAAUUUACUUAACUGAAGAUAACAGUUUUAAUAUGGGAUUAAAAAAUCCAGAUGCCUUGAUCAUUGGGACUGCCUCAACUCACCAUUAGUCCAAAUCAUCCUUGUCUUAAGCUCUAUCCAUAUUUUGCAGUCGGCUCUUCAGAGGGUGCGCAAAGUCCUCAUCUACCAAGACAGCUCCAUCCGCUGGCUGCGGUCAGGCUCGGAGCUCAUCAGCCGUGCACAGGACGUGGGCAUGCAGCUGCUGCGUAGUCCGAGGUCCUCCAGGGUCCCCAUGCACGCAUUAGAAAAGGUCAAAGGUUAACUCAAUUGUAUUUAAAUAAUUGUCAUUCUUCUUUUAGCAGAAAGUCCCUCCAAACUAAAUACGCAAAUAUGUUAUGCUUUUGUUUAAAUAAUUAAACAUCAAGAAAUAAUAUCGCGAAUAUGAAAUUUACAAACGGAAAUUUGCGUUUAAAAAUAGCUGCAUAAUUUUAUAACCCUUUUUGUUAUAUAUAAUACAAUUAUACAUCAUUAAUUUACUAGACUACAGUUUAUCAACGUUAGUGUUAUUAAUAGAACUUAAAGUUUGUUGAUAAUCGACAUUCACGUCAUUACUUCACUUGAUCAUCAUGAACCGUUGUAAUGUCUAUAGUCCAUUUCCAUGUCAUUUAUUUCUCGACCAUCAGACUUUUGAUUACUUUGAAGAAAAACCCUGUGCAUUUUCGGUGUUUCCGGAACUCCACGCGGGAUUUUCACUGUUCAAGCCGGAGGCUUUUGCUGUUAACGCCAUCCUGAAGCCAUGGGCCAGGUGUGCACUAGAGGCGUCCUGUAUGUGUCCGGUGUUUCCCAAGGCGGUGAUAGGAUGUUCUAAAAGAGAGACGGAACACGGGUGCCACAGGUACGGUGCUAUCGCAUUAGCUGAUGUAGUCGUACAUGGAUGUGUUUUAAAUGAUAUGUUUUAAACGAUGUGUUUUAAAUGAUAUGUUUUAAACGAUGUGUUUUAAAUGAUAUGUUUUAAACGAUGUGUUUUAAAUGAUAUGUUUUAAACGCAUUUUAAAGCCAACGAGGGUAUAGUUUUGUGUUAAAUUUUAUUUUUAAAAAAAAAAUUAAUUCGUCCUGGAUACAAUAAGUUACAUGACUUCAUUUAGCUCUUUAUAAUGUUUUUAUACAAUGCUUCUCAAAGUGUGGUACGCUUACCCCUGGGGGUACAGGAAGAGUUUGGUGGGGGUACGCACUGCAAAGGAAAAUAUUUUAUUUAAGUAUAUGAAAAAAAUUUUUACGAGGGGUACUCAGUGUUACGAAAAUUAUAGACAGGGGUACACAGAUGACGAAAGUUUGGGAAUCACUGUUUUAUUAUAUUUAACGGAAUCGUAAAUUUAGUUUUCCCUUCGAUUUCUCCUUUUAGAAUGAUCCAUUUUUAAUUUAAAAUUAUUAUUAUAACUAUAACUAUACAAGAUUUGUGUGGAUGCCAGUCGUCACACAGGUUGAGAAGCUCCGCUCCAUUGCAACAAUUAUAAGUUGGUCAUAUUAGUACAUGAUGUUUUCACGUGAUCUUACCACACAGAAAGAACCCCCAUAUAAUAUACCAUAAUAUAAUGUAUUAUAAUUAGAAUAAUUUUUUUAAAAUAUAAUAGAAUACUAAUUUUUUUUUAAAAAUACUUCUUUAGGUAUGAGAAUGUAUCGCUGCAAUGGUGUGUUCAAUAGUCGCGCAAAGUUUCAAAAUAUAUUUCCCCAGACGUUAGCAUUUAUUUGUGCGUUUUUAUAAAAGUGCGCUACUUGAAUGCAUGUUUUGUUAAAAAAUUACUUUAGCAGAAUAGACGGAAUGUUCAAGCAUUUCAACCGUCAUUACGUGGCGGGUUACAUCCACUAAUACAAAGUUAUAUAAUAUGCUAGUGUUAGCUGGUGAACUUCCCAUCUACUGAAGCUGCUUGACAAAACAUGAACUCAGGUAACGUACGUUUAAGAAUCCCAAUUUAUGCUACAGCCCCCCCCCCCUUUCCUCAAUGAUACGUCACUGCACACUUUUUAUUUCACGCCCAUGGACUAUAUUGAUGUUCCGGUUGCCUAAACAUUGUUUAACUAAGUAUUUAUUACACCAAAUUGGGACGAUUUCAUUUUCCGAAAAGAAAAUAAAGAUAAUAGUACGCACAAACGCAGUUGCGUUAUCUAAUAUAUAUAUAUAUAUAUAUAUAAGAUAUCAUUUUGCGUAGUUAUUGGAAAUUAUAUUUUGUGCGCUAUCUGGAAAUGGAAGCAGUCACACCACAAGCAAUAUAUAUAUAUAUAUAUAUAUAUAUAAAAGAGAUUAUUAGAAUAAAAUGAUAAAAAGCUGUGUUUUUAUGGAGGUCCUUUGUAUGUUUGUUAUUUCCAACUUUAUAACAGGAAACUCAAAAAAUGUAUCGUAAUCAAAUUGUACAUGGUCUUAUCUCCUGAACAAAACGUCGUUCAGGGAAAGUUUGUUCAAAAUCCCAUGAUCCCAAAAGCUACACUUAAAGCAAUCGUAAAAUGUAGAUAGUAAAAAAAAAAUGUAAAUUGCUUCGGGUGACGUUCAAUUUAUGAAAUCCUCUAUAUAUUAACUUUGCUUUUGUUCGUGGGUUUCUUGCUGGGUGUCAAAAUGUUCGAACAGCUAAUUUGCCCACUUUCCGUCCAUCUAUCGAGCUGAAACUUGGCACGUAGACCCUUUGUCAAUCACAGUACAUUAUUUUACAUUUUCAGCCCCAUCCCCCGAAUAUUUUGAAAUAUUCCAUUUGGGGCCGGUUGUCCUAAAAUAUUUUUUCUUAUAUGAGCUAUACAAAUAUAUUUUCAAACAGAGCUAUUGCAUGGGUUGAUGGAAUUGAAUCAAAUACAAGCGACAUUUCAGUUUGAGUGUGACAUAAUUAGGAGGUUUCUGAAUUAGUUCAACCAUUUUACAAUUUUGCGUUUUGGGCCGGGGGGCCAUUUUUAAAAAAAUACUUUUUAAGUGAGCUAUAUAAAUAUAAUUUCGAAUAGAGCUACUGCAUGGGUGGAUCAAUCGUUACUGUGGACUAAAUUUUGAAAAUCCAUGCUUCUCACGUGGACAGCUGAUGUAUGUUGGUUGCUCACGAGUCGAAAAACCUUCUAAUUUUUUGUGCUCGCACCAGGCGGGAAAAACAAAUUCUAUCUAAAAACUACUUUAAAAACGAAAUUAAACACAAACACAUAUUUUUUUCUUUGAGUGAUAUUGCAAAGUAUGCCGGGUUCUCGCUAGAUUUUUAAUAAGCUUCUAUUCAGAACGGUGCGCUUGCAAAAAAAAAAAAAACUUUUAACUGAAGAUUUUUGGUGAGCAUUUUAAAUAAAGCUUUAUACGAUGUUCGAAGAACAAAGGGCUUUCAAAAUAUAUUUAUUUGAAAUUUGUUUUUUUUUAAACAAAAGAUUAGCUUUUAAUUGCAAUUCUAUUUUUUAAAUAUACAGAGAGGCUGCGACUAUUCGUACCCGAGUACCAGAAGACAGAGGUUGGGAUUAAAAAACUAUUUAAAAUAUUAUUGUUGGGUGUGUAAGACAAAAUGAGGUAUCAAAUGAAAGAUAAUGCAAUGGACAUUAUGUUUGUAAACUCAAUUCUUCAGUUUAACUAAAAUAAUCUACCACAAAUGACAUCCGAAUAGCUUUAGCCUAAUGGUACCCGAUUGCGAAUGGCAUCGCUGCGUGUCUGUCCAUUUUGACUCAGUGCUUCGCUAUCCAGAAAGACAUACUGACAGGUUUUGAAAAUAUAUAUUUUUUUUAAUCCGUUCAGGUUGAGGAACCAAAUUUUGUGCUUGAUUAUACGAGCUAUAUUUUUUAAAAAGUACAAACAUGGCAUACGUGCAUUUCAAAAUCUAUUUUGAAAUAUUGGAGGGUUUUUAAAAUCCUUACUUCAAAUUAACAUUUUCGGGGCCAAAGCCAUACUUGUAUUUUCCUUAUUUAAGCUUUAUAAAUAACCGUAGGCUUAGAUAACAAUUAAUGGCUCUACGUGAUUUGGUGGAUGUAGGCAUAACUUGGACACAUAGAUUUUAUAUUCAAUAUCAAAAUAGUGCUGAAUUCUAAUCAAAUAAUAUCUACUCCGGGUUCCUGUGUGCAAUAUAUUAAAUAGCUAUAACUCUUGCAAUUUUUUUAACUGAUUCUAAUGGGACUACUUUUAAAUUAAUAACUUGAUUAUUUGUCUGAUGAAUGUGUACAUUAGUGAUAAUAAACCAUAACCUUAGGGAAUGUGGCCCCUAUCUUAGCGAUCAUAAAAAAUAACCUUAGGGAAUGGAGCACCUCUCCUAGUGAUAAUAAAAUUUGAAAAUGUAGCUAUUAUAUUUAAAUGAAUUAUAGUUACAAGAUUGCCUACUUCAGGUAUAAAUAAAAUGCCCCAUUUCUGAAUGGGUUGAUGUCAGGGUUCCUCUUUUUUAUUUUCACUGAUUAAAGUCUAUUUAUUAGGCACAAGUGAAUAAAUUUUAAAAGUUCAAUAAGUCUUUAAAGCAUGUAGGUUCUUUUUUUUUUACUUGGCCGAGCUUGAAUAUGAACCUUCAUGGGGGAUGGGCCCCAAAGUCAAUGUUUACAAGAGUUUUCAUUAAUCUCGAUUUCUCAUGGGGGCACAAUUUAAAAAAAAAAGUUUUAUUGAUUAUAGAGCUUAGUUUUUUUGAAAGGGCCCAAGGUUUACGUGUAUGCUCAUAAGAUUUCUUUCUUUUCUUUUUUUUUUUUUUUUUUUUUUGCCGGGUAAAUUAGCUAGUAUACAAAAAUAGAAAAUGAUAACAGCAAGAUGCGGAAGUCUGUGAUAUAUAAAAAAAUCAUUGAUUUUUUGUUAUUUUUUUUUUUUUCCCCCCUUUUUUUUUUUUUUUUUUUUUUUUUUUGCCGGGUAAAUUAGCUAGUAUACAAAAAUAGAAAAUGAUAACAGCAAGAUGCGGAAGUCUGUGAUAUAUAAAAAAAUCAUUGCUUUUUUGUUAUUUUUUGUUUUUUCCCCCCACAGAUUCGACCAAUCCUGCCUUAGUAUAAUCACAGGAAAACUCUUCAAUGAACAUCUUUACAAAUUCACCGUCCCCAACUCGCGAUUCAUCGACAUCAAAAGAUUUGCAGACCAUCCGGGUUACUUUAAUUCAACGUGACGUUUAGAAUAUCAAAUACGGUGCUGUUUUUCUUUUUUUCUUCACUGAUGUUUUGCUGUUGUUGACUGAACAAUAUCUAACCGAGCUGGAUUCACCAAAGCUGAUCGAUUUUGAGGAUUUCGACUGAUUCUGGUGGGGCAAAAUAGUGGCCUGCGAUGGAACAUUUUGGUCGAUUCCCCCCAAAAUAUCUGAAUGCAUGGUCCAAAAGAGUUAUGUCACUUGAAGCUGUUACUUUGAGGUUGAAUUUUUUUAAACUUUAAUUUUAUUUUGUUAUAGAUAUGCCAGAGUUGGGGUGUUAAAUUUGAUAAUGACCUUGUUUAAUCAGUCUGUUAAUUGUUUGCGUGUAUAUUAAUCUCUGUGCUAUUGGCUUGCUUGUUUAUUAAUCUCUGUGCUAUUGGUUUGCGUGUUUAUGUAUCUCUCGGCUAUUGGUUUGCGUGUUUAUUAAUCUCUGUGCUAUUGGUUUGCGUGUUUAUUAAUCUCUGUGCCAUUGGUUUGCGUGUUUAUUAAUCUCUGUGCUAUUGGUUUGCGUAUUUAUUAAUCUCUAUGCUAUUGGUUUUCGUGUUCAUUAAUUUCUGUGCUAUUGGUUUGCCUGUUUAUGCGUAAUGUUUUUUGUUUAAUUCUUUGUUUAAACUUAUUAUUAAUGGAAUCUACUUCAGUAACCUUAUUGGCUAAUAAAAGAUUAACUGAGAACCUUGCAUGCGAGCGAGACAGGCGAUUAGUCCAAAUGUAAUGACGUCAUAAUUAUUUAGACGUAUUGUAAUACGAAUUGAUGGAUUGCUGCUUACAUCGCAUUGUCUAAGCUUUCACUUGAUAUGAGUUUCUCUCAUAAAGUUUUUGCAUGUUCAUUGCAAGGGGAAAGUACGCGCUCACCUGACCAUUUGGUUGAAUUUAUGUCUGAAACUCAUAUUACAGUACAUGGAUUUGAUAAGUUUACUUUUAGAGGAUACAUAUUCUAACUUUGCUUAGGAACAACUUUAAUAAAUCAAUCUUUGUAUUAAAC